CAACUACUCAUUGUCAUAGCUAUUCGGAAAAUACAUACACAUCCUUUUCUCUUCGAUCUCUCUCAAUUCACAAGAAGCAAAAUGACGGAUACAGCUAGAACCCAUCACGAUAUCACAAGUCGAGAUCAGUAUCCCCGAGACCGAGACCAGUAUUCUAUGAUCGGUCGAGACCGAGACAAGUAUUCCAUGAUUGGCCGAGACCGAGACCAGUACAACAUGUAUGGUCGAGACUACUCCAAGUCUAGACAGAUUGCUAAGGCUGUUACCGCAGUCACGGCCGGUGGGUCCCUUCUUGUCCUCUCCAGUCUCACCCUUGUCGGAACUGUCAUUGCUCUGACUGUUGCCACUCCUCUGCUUGUUAUCUUUAGCCCAAUCCUUGUCCCUGCUCUUAUCACCGUUGCAUUGCUCAUCACCGGCUUUCUCUCCUCUGGUGGCUUUGGCAUUGCAGCUAUAACCGUCUUCUCUUGGAUCUACAAGUAUGCAACGGGAGAGCACCCACAAGGGUCAGAUAAACUGGACAGUGCAAGGAUGAAGCUGGGAGGCAAAGUUCAGGAUAUGAAGGACAGAGCUCAGUACUAUGGACAACAACACACAGGUGGCUAUGGACAACAGCAAACAGGUGGGGAACACGACCGUGACCGUACCCGUGGAACCCAGCACACUACCUAAAUUACGCCAUGACUAUUUUCAUAGUCCAAUAAGGCUGAUGUCGGGAGUCCAGUUUAUGAGCAAUAAGGUGUUUAGAAUUUGAUCAAUGUUUAUAAUAAAAGGGGGAAGAUGAUAUCACGAGUCUUUUUUUCUUUUUGGCUUUUGUUAAAUUUGUGUGUUUCUAUUUGUAAACCGUAUAUGUUGUACUUCUUUCCCUUUUUAAGUGGUAUCGUCUUAUGGUAAAACGUUAUGUUUGGUCUUUC
Messenger RNA from Brassica rapa (field mustard), 911 nucleotides. Its product is annotated as oleosin Bn-III. Gene Ontology annotation, biological process: lipid storage; sexual reproduction. NCBI's taxonomy places the organism in Eukaryota, Viridiplantae, Streptophyta, Magnoliopsida, Brassicales, Brassicaceae. Gene Ontology annotation, cellular component: monolayer-surrounded lipid storage body; membrane; extracellular region. The record is from RefSeq and is a predicted model, not a curated record.